GGCAGCGCUAUAAGUGAUAGAAAUUAGAGUAAAAAAUAUGAAACGCAGACUUUAAAUACGUACAGACUGUACGUAUAAUAUAUUUUUCUGCCUGUUGUUCUGAAAUACCGACACUCUCAAAAAUGCCCCGAUAAAUUAACGGAUUCUAUUUGAAUCGAACGGUUAACAACUGAACUAUAUAAGACUGCAAUAUGAAAAAUGUGUGCUUGGGAAGUCAAGUUUUACAGUGUUGCCGACUCUAAGAAUUAUAUCGUUGUCGAGUUUGGAGAGUAAUAUAAAUACUACUUCCAUCGUUUAAAUGUGCAAAUGCGCGCGCAGGAGAUAAUCGUGCCGGAAUUACAGAGCGAUGUAACCUAGCUGUCCUUAUGGCAGAGCCUACGUAGCAUAUGACACAUUUCUCGUGGAACUAAUUGUUUAAUUGUGUUCGCUAAUCGGAAGGAAAUCAAAAGGCAAGAAAAAUGACAGCAGACAAUUUAGAUAUUGAUAGAUUAACAUUAAAUGGAACUGCAGAUGACGAAGAUAUUGUUACACCCUGGGAUGUUGAAUCUAAGAAUGAAAGCGGAAUUGACUAUGACAAGCUAAUUAAAAAGUUUGGAAGCUCAAAAAUUGAUGAAGAACUGUUAGGCAGAUUUGAAAAGAUCACUGGGAAAAAACCACAUCAUUUUCUUAGGAGAGGAAUAUUUUUUUCUCACAGAGAUAUGCAUACUGUUUUAAAUUUAUAUGAACAAGGGAAACCUUUUUAUCUAUAUACUGGCAGAGGACCUAGCUCAGACUCUAUGCACCUUGGACAUCUUAUACCAUUUAUGUUUUGCAAAUGGUUGCAAGAUGCAUUUAAUAUACCAGUAAUUAUACAAUUGAGUGAUGACGAGAAAGCAAUAUGGAAAAAUCUAAAAAUAGAAGAUGCGAUUAAAUUGUCUUACUCUAAUGCAAAAGACAUUAUUGCUCUCGGAUUUAAUCCAGACAAGACAUUCAUUUUUUCUAAUUUAGAACAUAUUGGAAAUAAUCCAGCAUUUUACCAAAAUAUGAUUAAAAUACAAAGAGGCAUUACUUUUAAUCAAGUGAAAGGUAUCUUUGGAUUUGGAGAUAGUGAUCCCAUCGCAAAAAUUGCAUUUCCACCUACUCAAGCAACUCCUGCAAUUUCUAGUACAUUUCCUUUUAUUUUCAAGAAUGCAAAAGUUCAUUGUUUAAUUCCAUGUGCUAUCGAUCAAGAUCCAUAUUUUCGAAUGACAAGAGAUGUUGCACCUAAAAUUGGUUACCCAAAACCAGCUAUGUUGCACUCUGUAUUCUUUCCAGCUUUACAAGGCUCAAAAACAAAAAUGUCAGCCAGUAAUGAUAACAGUGCAAUAUUCUUAACAGACACUGCAAAACAGAUAAAGAACAAAGUCAAUAAACAUGCAUUCUCAGGUGGACAGGCUACUGUUGAAGAACACAGACAAUUAGGAGGCAAUUGUGAAGUUGAUAUAUCAUAUCAAUGGUUAAGAUUUUUCCUAGAGGAUGAUGAAAAAUUAGAACAGCUGAAAAAAGGUUACACUAGUGGAGAAAUUUUAACUGGAGAACUUAAGAAGGAACUAAUUGAAGUUUUGCAAUCUCUAGUAGCUGGACAUCAAGCAGCUAGAAAUAAACUAACAGAUGACAUAGUUAGGAAAUAUAUGAUUCCUAGAGAUCUUGGUUUUGUAACAAAUUCAAAAUAACUGCAUAAUAGUUUUUUCCUAUGUAUAUAAAGCACAAUUUUUCAGAAACUUUUCUUUCAUAAAUUUAUUUAAGUUUAUUUAUUAAAACAAUACGCAAAUAAUUGUCCCAGCAAAAAAUUUAUUUUUCAAAACUUUAUGAUGGUAGAUUAAACUGCUUUUCUAAACUACACGUUUAAUACUUAUAUCUAUAUUCCUUCUUAUUUAAGUGUAAAUAUUGUCAUAAGUUAAAAUUUAUUUAAUUCAUUUUUAUUUUGAACUGAUAUUUAUUGGUUUUUAGUAAAAAUAUAUUCUUUAUUUUUCUAUAAACGUAUAAAAAUAAUAACUGCCUAAACUAGUUAGCCUUUAUCUGGAAAAGUAUAUUGCUUGUUAUUAUUGAUCCUAUUAUACUGUACUUAAUUUUA
Messenger RNA from Nomia melanderi (Alkali bee), 2092 nucleotides. It is a transcript of the gene TrpRS, whose product is annotated as Tryptophanyl-tRNA synthetase. The record is from RefSeq and is a predicted model, not a curated record. Gene Ontology annotation, biological process: tryptophanyl-tRNA aminoacylation. Gene Ontology annotation, molecular function: tryptophan-tRNA ligase activity; ATP binding. NCBI's taxonomy places the organism in Eukaryota, Metazoa, Arthropoda, Insecta, Hymenoptera, Halictidae. Gene Ontology annotation, cellular component: cytoplasm.